Messenger RNA from Ylistrum balloti, 858 nucleotides. RefSeq lists its product as uncharacterized. The transcript has a single exon. The record is from RefSeq and is a predicted model, not a curated record. NCBI's taxonomy places the organism in Eukaryota, Metazoa, Mollusca, Bivalvia, Pectinida, Pectinidae. The coding region runs from base 1 to 858 and encodes 285 amino acids.
AUGGCAAACACUGACGAUUCAACGUGUGAAAAUAUACAAGACUUCGUAUUGGCGAAAACAGGAGAAAGCCAUCAAGAACCCCAAGUAAUGCAGUCACUGUGGACCGAGGUUCGAAAGACCAGAGAUGUCGGUGUACAAUGUGAUCAAAGUCAAAUCGAAAGGAAAGAAACAUGCAAACUUGAGCGUGGAAAGGAUGAAUCAAGUGUAGAUAAAAAUGGCAUUGACAGAGAAAACAUCUCCUGUGUCGAAGUUGAAAGGCCCCAGAAGAGCUUGGUGGCACCUAAACAGGAUCAUUUUCCAGCGAUUUCAGGUAAGUUGAAAAUUGCUUCGAAAGAAACGGAAGACGCGAAUGAAUUGCAGAAGAGUGAGCUGGAAAUGGAAAUUCUGGUGCUGAAAAACAGACUUGAACAGGCCGAAAAAGAAAAGACAGAAAUACAAGAAAAACAUGACGAAGCCUUUUUAAAAAUUGUUAGCGACAACAAGAAAAUGAAUGAAAGUCUUAUCGAAAUUCACGAACACGUUCGACGAGAGAAGAUAGACAGUGAACGAACAAAGGUUGAAGUUGAGAUGGUUCUCCAACAAAGACAAAAACUGAUAGACGAGGUAAAAAAUCUUACAAAAGGUUUUGAAAUGAUGAUUAGUGAAAGAAAACGCAUGGAAAACGUCAUCGAAACAAGUAUUUCCGCUUUUGAUUGCAAAAUAUAUGUCAAGGAUGAAGAGAUUAGAAUCCUUCAAGAAACAAUCGAUAAUGACAGAAAACAGUUUUUGGAGGAACGCGAUGAAUACCUCACCGAGAUCCAAUCAUUGAAAUCCGAGCUUGUGUCGCGAGACCACGGAGAGGAAAAGAAUGCUCGAUAA